AUGGGUCACAAAGGAAUCUCGGUGACAAGCCUGGUCUUCUGCUUUGCUUUCUUUCUUCUACCGCUGCACUCCACCUAUGGAGACGUGAGCUAUUCUUUUCCGGAGGAGAUGAAACGAGGAUCUGUUAUUGGAAAUAUAGCCAAGGAUCUCGGGCUGGAGGCGAGCAGACUUUCCGCUCGUAAUGUCCGAGUUGAUACCGAAGGGAACCGAAAACGUUAUUGUGACAUUAAUCUGAGUACCGGGGAUUUUAUUGUUGCCGAAAGGAUUGACAGAGAGGAGCUAUGUGGAGAAAAGAUGUCCUGUAUUCUUAGGUUUGAGUUGGUCUUAGAGAGUCCUCUGGAGUUGCAUCGUAUAUCACUUCAAAUCCAAGAUAUCAACGACAAUACACCCUUCUUUCCAAAGGAUACAAUCAAACUGGAAAUAGCGGAAUCCGCAUUCAAAGGCGCUCGCUUUCGUGUGAACGCAGCUCACGACGCGGAUAUAGGACAAAAUGCUGUUCAAAGCUACACUCUGCAGAGAAAUGAUCAUUUUGCUUUAAGUGUUCAAACGACUGCUGCCGGUAGUAAAUAUGGAGAGUUGGUUUUAGAUAAAGAGUUAGAUCGUGAACAACAGCAGGAGUUGAAAUUAUUGCUAACAGCUGUGGACGGAGGCACUCCGCAGAGAUCAGGUACUGUAGUCAUACACGUCACUGUGCUGGAUGCUAACGAUAACGCCCCAGUGUUUAGCCAGGCCGUCUAUAAAGCCAGUCUGCCUGAAAACUCUCCUUUAGGUAGACUAGUUCUUACUGUCAGCAGUACUGAUGCAGAUGAAGGAAUGAAUGGAGAAGUGACAUUUGAAUUUAGUCGAAUGUCUGAUAAGACAAGGAAAGUGUUUACAUUGAACCACGUAACUGGAGAAGUGACAGUAGUAGGAGAGAUAGACUACGAAGAUGAAUCCAAAUAUGAAAUGUUCAUAGAAGGAAAAGAUGGUUAUGGACUUUCCUCAGACACUAAAGUUAUUAUAGAAAUAACUGACGUAAAUGACAACGCCCCUGUGAUAUAUCUCAAAUCUCUGACUAAUCCCAUAUCCGAGAACGCGUCUCCUGGUACAGAGGUGGGCAUCAUUAACGUGCAGGAUAGAGACUCUGAGAAUAACCGACAGGUCCGCUGCUCCAUUCAGCAAAACGUUCCCUUUAAGCUGGUGCCAUCCAUCAAAAACUACUAUUCUCUGGUGACCACGAGCGAACUGGACCGGGAACUAGUGUCUGAUUACAACAUUACAAUCACUGCCACCGACGAGGGCUCUCCACCUCUGUCCUCCUCUAAAAGUGUUCAGUUAUCUGUAGCUGACGUCAACGACAACCCACCUGUGUUUGAGGAACAGUCCUAUAAAGCCCACGUGACUGAAAAUAACAAACCCGGUUCCUCCGUGUGUUCCGUUACUGCACGGGACCCAGACUGGAGACAGAACGGAACAGUGAUUUAUUCUCUCUUACCUGGUGAGGUGAACGGUGUCCAAGUGUCCUCGUUUUUAUCCGUUAACGGAGACACGGGAGUGAUCCACGCUGUGAGGUCGUUUGAUUAUGAGCAGUUCAGGAGCGUUAAGGUCUACGUGGUGGCUAGAGACAACGGUUCUCCUCCACUCAGCAGCAACGUCACGGUCAGUGUGUUCAUAACGGAUGUGAAUGACAAUUCUCCUCAGAUACUAUACCCCGCCCCGGAGGGAAACUCCUUCAUGACGGAGCUGGUCCCCAAAGCUGCGCACGGGGGCUCUCUGGUUUCCAAGGUGAUAGCGGUAGACGCGGACUCCGGGCAGAACGCCUGGCUGUCCUAUCAUAUAGUCAAAUCCACUGAUCCGGGACUUUUCACUAUUGGUCUCCACAGUGGAGAGAUCAGGACACAGCGGGACAUUUCUGAAUCUGACAGCAUGAAACAGAACCUCAUUGUGUCAGUGAAAGAUAACGGACAGCCCUCUCUCUCUGCCACCUGUAGCAUGUAUUUGGUGAUUUCUGAUAACUUGGCUGAAGUGCCAGAACUGAAAGAUGUCUCUUAUGAUGAGAGCAAUUCCAAACUCACCUCUUAUCUGAUCAUCGCGCUGGUGUCCGUCUCCACCCUUUUCCUCACCUUCAUUAUUGUCAUCCUGGCCGUGAGGUUUUGUCGCAGGAGAAAGCCCAGACUGUUGUUUGACGGAGCGGUCGCCAUCCCCAGCGAGUAUCUCCCUCCCAACUACGCAGAGGGGGAUGGAGUGGGAACUCUCCGCAGCACUUACAAUUAUGACGCAUACUUGACGACGGGCUCGCACACAAGUGAUUUCAAGUUCGUCACAUCUUACAAUGACAACACACUGCCCGCGGACCAGACUCUGAAAAAAACUCCAACAGACUUUGCCGAAGAGCUUUAUGGCUCUGAUGGUUCACCAGAGGUAGGCCCGUUACUGUAA
Salvelinus namaycush (lake trout) is the source of this 2418-nucleotide messenger RNA. Its product is annotated as protocadherin gamma-A2-like. Gene Ontology annotation, molecular function: calcium ion binding. Bases 1 to 2418 code for a protein of 805 amino acids. The record is from RefSeq and is a predicted model, not a curated record. The transcript has a single exon. NCBI's taxonomy places the organism in Eukaryota, Metazoa, Chordata, Actinopteri, Salmoniformes, Salmonidae. Gene Ontology annotation, biological process: homophilic cell-cell adhesion. Gene Ontology annotation, cellular component: plasma membrane.